Messenger RNA from Didymodactylos carnosus, 1032 nucleotides. Lineage: Eukaryota; Metazoa; Rotifera; Eurotatoria; Philodinida; Philodinidae. The record is from the annotation of a GenBank genome assembly.
AUGGGGCCCUAUCCUCGAACGCAACGAGGUAAAGAAUUUGUGCUCGUUGUGGCCGAUUAUUUUACCCGUUGGAUCGAGGUGUUUCCUAUGCGAUCAACAACCGCCUUGGAGGUUGGUGCACUCAUAGUAAACGAAGUCAUUUGUCGCUAUGGUUGUCCCAAGUACAUAUUAUCAGAUAAUGGCCCGCAGUUCGUGGCGGAGAUCUUUACAUCAAUCUGUAAAGACCUAUCUGUAAAAAAUAAAUAUACGGCGACGUAUCAUCCUCAAACGAACAUGACGGAGCGAGUUAACAAAACCCUUAAACAGAUGAUAUCGCAAUAUGCAGAAGGCAAAGAUAAUUCGUGGGAUAAGGAGCUCCAAAAGCUAGCUUUAGCAAUUCGAACUUCGGUCAAUGAAUCAACGGGAGAAACACCCGCUUUUCUGAAUCUGGGACGCGAUCCACGCCUCCCUCUAGACCUGCUGAUUGGAGACACGACCAGCGGCCCACCGGGAAGUCCGGAUGAUCAAAAAAAGGCCACUAAAAGCUAUCGAGAUCGGCUUAUAGAAGAUCUGAAAUACGCCUAUCAAGUAGCCAGGGAGCACGCGCAAGUGAAAAAAUUGACUCAAAAGGCAUACUACGACCGACACACUACCUCAAGACAGUUUAACAAAGGACAGUUAGUCUGGGUCGCCAUCCCACACGGGGCAUUCGUGGGCAAACUUCAUCCACGAUGGCAAGGUCCGUGUAAAAUACUAGAAAAAAUUACUCCAUCUACGUUCAAGAUUCAACGAUUGUCAGACCGAGUAACCAUGGGUACGGUUAACGCUGACCGCUUAAAACCUUAUUUGGCUCCGCAAGCACCUAUAAAACCCCUUAUGUCGGUUACUCCUAUAACUCCUCUCAUGGAUCUAAACCUGGCAGAAGACCACCCGGUAUCAGAACAAUGGCACAAUAAAAAGGGCAAAUCCGCCGAUCUAUCCAGGCUACAUAAUAAUCCACAACCGAGACGGUCAGAACGGAGGAAAAAACCCAUAACACGGUUGCCUUUGUAA